Condylura cristata (star-nosed mole) is the source of this 1570-nucleotide messenger RNA. It is a transcript of the gene SMIM3, whose product is annotated as small integral membrane protein 3. The coding region runs from base 248 to 430 and encodes 60 amino acids. The transcript has 2 exons. The record is from RefSeq and is a predicted model, not a curated record. Lineage: Eukaryota; Metazoa; Chordata; Mammalia; Eulipotyphla; Talpidae.
GCCACGCCAGCGAGCUGCCGGCUGCCAGUAGCUGUCCCGCCGCUCUCGCGCGCUGCGGCCUCCGGGAGCUUUGGACGAGCCUCCAGGGCUUGCGGCCGGGGCCGCCACAGCAUCCCGCGUGGUCUGCGGACCGGAGAAGCUCUCGAGCCGUCGGUGCCCCCGAACUUUCCGCACACCCGGCGCGAACCGACUGCGGCGGGGGCCGCGGGUCUGAAAAGCAGCUCCGCGGAUCUGGGACUGGAGCAACAUGGACGCCGUCAGUCAAGUCCCCAUGGAAGCUGUGCUCCCCAAGCACAUCCUGGACAUCUGGGUCAUUGUCCUCAUCAUCCUAGCUACCAUCAUCAUCAUGACGUCCUUGCUGCUGUGCCCCGCCACUGCGGUCAUCAUCUAUCGCAUGAGGACUCAUCCUGUCCUCAAUGGUGCGGUCUGAGAACCUCCCGGGCAGGGCAGGUAGGGGCUGAGGACAGCACCCCCUCUCAGCCUCAUCCCCUUCCUUAGAGAUCAGCACCAGGGACUUCGGAGUGUGGACUCUGGGGCAUGACAUGUGCGAGGAGAUUCGAGUUCUGGUUUGGAUUCUGCCACUGGCUAGCUGUGUGAGGCUGAGGGACCGAAAUAUAUGAGUCCCAGGUUUUUUCUUUCAAGUGGGAAUCAUGAUUCUUGUGUCUUCCUACCUCCUAGGGUGGUGAGAACCAGUCACUUUGUGGAGGUCAGAGCUGUGAGCAGUAAAGCAAGCACAGGUACCAGGUGUUAUUGCCAAAGGCUGAGAAACUUUGUAAAAACCGAAGAACCUAAUUGUUGAUGAUGCUCUUCAAGGUGAAAAGGGGGAGUGAAAAGGGGGACAGUUGGCGAAUGCAGACUUUACCAGUGCCCCACAGGCAAACAGGGUCACACUGACCUCAUUCCAAGGGUUAGCAGCACACUCGUUCAACAUUUUCUAUAUUCUCAUGUUUUCUGAGUUAGGAGGGUGUUGAGUGUAGCAGCGAGAGUGGAUAGAAUUUUCUAGAACCUUCUUUAGUCAGAAUCUCUGCUGCUAGGCAGUCUGGAGGGCGCUCUCAUUUCUUGGCAAUGCCAACAGAGAUGGGACCAUGGGAUUCUUUCUGCACUGGAGUCACACUGAUUUGACACUCAAGUAAUUUUGGAAAAUGCAAGGUGGCUGAGUUCCCUGGCCAGUUCCCAGGACCUCCCCCCCUUGACCCCUUGCAUGCUUCACACCAGAAGAGGGCUGUCCCUCUGCCUGGCUCCUGUUAGGUUUAGGCCUCCUCCUUUACUUCCUCCAACUAGCAGUGCAAUCAAUAGAAGGUACAGACUUGUAUUUUCAGAGAUGGUCCCAAGACUUUGGGAACCAACUCAAAACAGUGAUGGUUAUUUUAGAUGCUGACUUAUAUUUAUGUAGAACGAUCUCUGGACCAUUUAAGCUCUUUAACCAAAAUCAGAAAUGUCUUGAAUUUGCUAAAUUAUGUAAGAAGAUAGCCCAGAAUACCAGAAUAUUAUGUGAAAACAGUACUUUUACUUUGAUGUGACUGCAUUGAUGUGUAAAUAAUUUCUAAUAAAGUGCCCCAAAUAUGCCUGA